CAUCUCUUACUCAUAACAUAACAUCUUUCUCUCAACCCCAGCGUUGAGAAUAACAUAACCUCUCUCUACAUCUCUCUCAUCUGCUUCUUUGUUUUCUCUAUCCCAUGGUCAUGGGGGCUCAGCGUCGUUUCGAACCCAUCUCAAAAUGUAGCUCCGAGGGGCGUUCGAACCAGACGGUGGCAUCGGACCUAGACGGGACACUUCUCGUUUCACGAAGUGCUUUCCCCUACUUCUUGCUUGUUGCUCUUGAAGCCGGUAGCCUUCUAAGGGCGCUACUGCUUUUAGCAUCGGUUCCGUUCGUGUAUUUCAUCUACUUGUUUGUUUCGGAGUCUGUGGCAAUCCAGACCUUUAUCUUUAUUGCUUUCGCGGGGUUAAAAAUCAGGGAUAUUGAGCUUGUUUCAAGGUCUGUCCUGCCCAAGUUUUACGCCGAGGAUGUACACCCGGAGACUUGGAGAGUGUUCAAUUCCUUCGGGAAGCGAUACAUUAUUACUGCUAAUCCCAGAAUCAUGGUGGAACCAUUUGUCACGGCGUUUUUAGGGGCUGAUAAGGUUAUUGGGACUGAGUUGGAAGUGACAAAGUCGGGGAGGGCAACUGGGUUUGCAAAGAAACCAGGAGUUCUCGUUGGCGAUCACAAAAAAGCAGCCAUUUUAAAGGAAUUUGGCACCAGCAUGCCAGAUUUGGGUCUUGGAGAUCGAGAAACCGACCAUGAUUUCAUGUCGCUUUGCAGGGAAGGUUACAUGGUGCCAAGAACUAAAUGUGAGCCACUACCAAGAAACAAGUUAUUAAGCCCGGUUAUAUUCCAUGAUGGCCGAUUAUCUCAGAGACCCACUCCUCUGGUUGCCCUUUUGGCCUUUUCAUGGAUGCCAAUCGGUAUUGUUCUCUCCAUCCUCAGAGUCUACCUCAAUAUCCCUUUACCGGAGAGAAUUGUCUUCUACAAUUACAAGAUCCUAGGCAUUAAACUCACUGUUAAGGGCACUCCUCCCCCACCACCCAAGAAAGGUCAUGGGGGAGUGCUCUUUGUCUGCAACCAUCGUACAGUCUUAGACCCAGUUGUGAUAUCCGUUGCCCUAGGAAGAAAGAUCAGCUGUGUCACGUAUAGUAUAAGCAAAUUCUCAGAACUUAUUUCGCCAAUAAAGGCAGUUGCACUUUCAAGGGAAAGGGAGAGAGAUGCAGCAAACAUCAAACGCUUGCUUGAAGAUGGAGACCUAGUCAUUUGCCCCGAGGGAACCACUUGCAGAGAGCCAUUUCUGUUAAGAUUUAGUGCUCUUUUUGCUGAGCUUACGGAUAGGAUUGUCCCUGUUGCAAUCAACACAAAGCAAAAGGUGUUUUAUGGAACAACAGUUCGUGGGCACAAACUGCUGGAUCCUUACUUUGUGUUCAUGAAUCCAAGACCCACGUACGAGAUCACGUUCUUGAAUCAGCUCCCCUUGGAGCUGACUUGCAAAGGUGGGAAAUCAGCAAUCGAAGUUGCGAAUUACAUUCAAAGGGUAUUGGCUGGGACAUUGGGAUUUGAGUGCACGAACUUGACUAGGAAGGAUAAGUAUGCGAUACUCGCAGGAACAGAUGGCCUGGUUCCAUCUAAGAAGGAAAAGGCCUAGCUAACACAGGAAGAAAAAGCAAAUUAAUCAAUUAUUCCAUGAUGAUUGGCUGUAUUGUUUUUCUUCUAGUAAAUUUAAAAAUUUAUAAAAAAGGAAGGGGGGAGGGUUCAUCAUAGCAAUAAAAAUCGAUUGUGAUGGUCGUUGCAACAUAGCAAUAUUUAUGUUUUAAUUUAUGUAUAAUUAUAUUCGGAUUUAUACAAGAAAUAUUUAGUUUCUGCAA
Molecule: messenger RNA, 1818 nt
Organism: Carya illinoinensis
Lineage: Eukaryota; Viridiplantae; Streptophyta; Magnoliopsida; Fagales; Juglandaceae
Product: glycerol-3-phosphate 2-O-acyltransferase 6-like
Exons: 2
Coding region: 105-1598 (497 amino acids)
Biological process (GO): cutin biosynthetic process
Cellular component (GO): membrane
Molecular function (GO): glycerol-3-phosphate 2-O-acyltransferase activity; phosphatase activity
Source: RefSeq, a predicted model, not a curated record